AUGUGGGCGCCCAGCAUUGUGUCGACCUACCAUGACCUUCUCAAGUCUGACCCCGACCUGACGAUGCCGAUCGCGGCCAUCGAGGCCCUGGUGUUGCUCUUGACGCACUCGCCUUCUAGCACGAUUUCAGAGACGCUCGACUUGCUCGCGAAGCAUACAACCAUCCUCAAAAACGCCGUCCCCAACCCCAUCGCUCUCUCGGCCGGCACAGAUUUGUUUCAACGAUACCUGAUCACCACUCUACAGAGACCGGGCCAGCUGGGGCCAGCAGGAGAUUUCAACGCGAUACGGGCUCAUUUGUUGUCGAACGGGCGACUCUUUAUUAAACGUGCCAAGGAGAGCCGGAACACAAUCGCUGCAUUUGGAAAGGGAUUUGUCCGGGAUGGAAGCACAAUCUUGACAAACGGCGGAUCUCGCGUGGUGUCAGCAUUGCUACAGAAAGCAGCAGACGAAAUGAGUGGCUCGUCUGCCGUCCGGUUCCGUGUUAUCUACGUUCUUUACGGUAUCAGCGACGCCGACAGUCUCACAGUGGAGCCUGAAGGCCUGGAGACGGUACGCGCUCUGAGAGCGAAGGGUGUGCCAGUUGCUACUAUCCCCGAAUCUGCCGUCGCCUAUUCACUAGGCAAAGUCGACACAGUCAUUGUGGGUGCUGAAGGUGUGGUGGAAAAUGGCGGCAUUGUGUCUCGGAUGGGCACAUACCAGAUUGGUCUGUUGGCAAAGGCGAUGGGAAAACCGUUCUACGUUGUUGCGGAAAGCCACAAAUUCGUCCGUCUGUAUCCACUUGGACAGUAUGACCUUCCGAUCGAGCAGCAUGUGAUCAACUUCAAAACGGACGAAGACAUUGGCGAAUCUUCGCAAAAGAGCGGCGACCAGGCGUCAUCAGAAGAAGAAAAGACAGAGACAUCCAAAGAAAAGGCAGAGCACAUGGCUGCGCUGUUGAACGGAGCACCAGCGAACAAGGCACAGGGGCCCCUUCGACGUGACGCGGUAGAUUUUACUCCGCCACAUCUAAUCACAGCGUUGAUAACGGAAAGCGGCGUGCUUACCCCGAGUGCGGUCAGCGAAGAAUUGAUUAAGAUUUGGUUUUAA
Messenger RNA from Talaromyces rugulosus, 1089 nucleotides. RefSeq lists its product as uncharacterized. Gene Ontology annotation, biological process: translational initiation. Gene Ontology annotation, molecular function: translation initiation factor activity; guanyl-nucleotide exchange factor activity. Gene Ontology annotation, cellular component: eukaryotic translation initiation factor 2B complex. Lineage: Eukaryota; Fungi; Ascomycota; Eurotiomycetes; Eurotiales; Trichocomaceae. The transcript has a single exon. The record is from RefSeq and is a predicted model, not a curated record. The coding region runs from base 1 to 1089 and encodes 362 amino acids.